AUGUUUCUCAGUUGGUUCCUUCGCUCGUUUCCUUUGUCCGAGCGACUGUUUUAUAUUCACGCCAGUUGCUUAGCGGUGAAAGAAAAGUCUCGCUUUGUCUAUCGUAUAAAUUUUGCAGCCUAUGAAAACGGAAUAAAUGAAUAUGGUAUGCGUCUUUUUUACUCAUGUCAGUUUAGUUCACUUUUUCUACGCUUCGUCCAUUUUCUUUGUUCUUCUCCUUUCCAUUCUGUACCACCAAUACUUAUGUUUUACUUAGCUUUUUCUCCCCCGAGUUUGUGUCCGCUUUCUUCAUCAUCGUAUCAUAUUUUGGUAAUCCACCUCCUUUCGUUUGACAUUUUCUCUUCACAACGCAUUUCCAUUCCUCUGUCUUCUCAAUUAUUUGGUGUACUUAUUUACUUUUUGACUCUUUCUUCGCCCCCCUCUCUCUCUCUCUCUCUUCCCUUUGCUUCAACUCUUUCUUUUUCCCCCCUCUCUCUCUCUCCGUCUUUCUUCCCUUCUCUCUCUCUCUUUCUCCCUUUCUACUUAUCACUCUCUCUUUCAAUAUCUCACUUUCUCUCUCUCUCUCUCUUUCCCCGCAUUCUGUCUGUACACUAUUUCCUUACACGCACUUACACAGGCACACGCACACACACACACACUCCCUCUCUAUCUCUGUCUCUCUCUCCCUUUCCUUCUCUCUCUUUUUAUCUGCUUUUCACGCAUUCUGAUUUUACAACAUUUCAUCUAGCGUUACACAAACACACACACAUAUACAAUCCCCCCUCUCCCUCGCUCUCUCUCUCUCUCUCUCUCUCUCUCUCUAUCGCUUUUUCUCUUUCACACCAUUUGAUCUUGGGUUUACACACAAUUACAUACACACACAUAAAACCUAUCUCUCUUUCUUUCUCUGUCGCUUUUCUCCCACUCCCUUUCUCUUCGUUUACGUACACUCACACAUUCAAAGCCACGGACACAUACACACUCCUUCUCUCGCUUUCUCCUUCUAUCACUUUAUCUCUCUCACUUGCUCUCUUUUUCUUUUUCACACAUUCUGUUUUUCACACCAUUUCAUCUAGCGUUUACAGACUCCCCUCUCUCUCUCUCUCUCUCUCUGUCAUUCUCUUACGCACACAAUCUCUCUCUCUCUCUCUCUCUCUCUCUCUCUCUCUCUCUCUCUCUCUCCCUUUCUCUUUCUCUCUUCGUUGUUUGUUUCCCAUUUCGUCGCAUUUUCCAGAAUCUGACAACCAAUCUAGUCAAUUAAUUCUGAAAGCCUGGAGGUCGUCGAAUUUCUCCGUCACUGUCGAAUUGUUCAACACUAAAUACAUUAACACGCCAUUUCUGAAACCUGAACAUCUGCUACGACCUUUACGAUUGAUUCUUUACGCAUACUCAUCUCCUGAUUUUUUUCUAUCUAUCUAUCACAUCCGGCACAUUUCUUCCUUUCUUUCGUUCAUUCUUUCGCUCUUUCUUUCUUUCUUUCUUUCUUUCUUUCUUUCUUUCUUUCUUUCUUAUCCUGCUUGUUUUUUCUUUCUAUCUAUACAUCUAUCUAUCUAUCUAUCUAUCUAUCUAUCUAUCUAUCUAUCUAAGCCUGUUCCCUGUUCGUAUCUAUCUAUCUAUCUAUCUAAGCCUGUUCCCUGUUCGUAUCUAUCUAUCUAUCUAUCUAAGUGUUCGUAUCAUCUAUCUAUCUAUCUAUCUAUCUAUCUAUCUAUCUAUCAUCACAUCCGGCUCAUUUCUUUCUUUCUUUCUUUCUUUCUUUCUUUCUUUCUUUCUUUCUUUCUUUCUUAUCCUGCUUAUUUUUCUUUCUUUCUAUCUAUCUAUCUAAGCCCGUUCAUAUCUAUCUAUGUAUUCAAGCCUGUACGUAUCUCUAUCUAUCUAUCUAUCUAUCUAUCUAUCUAUCUAUCUAUCUAUCUAUCUAUCACAUCCGGCUCAUUUCUUCCUUUCUUUCUUUCUUUCUUUCUUUUCCUGCUUAUUUUUUCUUCUAUCUAUCCAUAUCUAUUUCCACUGUUUUUCUCUUUCACUCUCUUUCUCCUUCUGUCCUUCCUUUCCCCUUCAUUAUACUGUUAUCUUUCCCCAUUUUCUUGUCAUUCUCUUUUCUUUCUUUCUUUCUUUCUUUCUUUCUUUCUUUCUUUCUUUCUUUCUUCUAUCCACGUCUCUCGCCUGUAUUUACUUUUCUCUCCCUAUUCUGUUUCUUCUCAUCCCUUGAUCUCUUUCUCUCUCGCGCACUUACUUUUUUUACUAUCCUUUCUCUGUUGUACACUGUUCGUUCAUCUCUCUCUCUCUCUCUCUCUCUCUCUUGUCCCUCUCUUUCCUUCCUCUCAUCUUUUGUAUUUACCUUCUCUGCCUUCACUUUUAUCUUCUCUUUUCUCUCUUUUUCAUUCUCACUAUCUCGAUCAUUUCACUCUCCAUCGUUAUCGGCUCUUCGAAAUGUUGGAUACUGAUUCCUUCCUUGAAGUAUCCCAGUUGCCUUUGAAUUGGAUUUCCUUUGACAAAGACCUUUUUGCUACCAAUGUUUCUUUUUUUUCUGCCUUCCUCUUUUCGAUGCACCUCUCGAUUUAUUUGAAACUUUACAACCAUCCUUUGUUCUUUUCUUUGCGCUUCUUUCCUUUUCUUUCUCUCUUGUAUUUCUUCUUUCUCUCUCCUGCUUCCUUUUUUACGAUGUUCCUUUCAAUUGUCACUUUUCACUUUCUUUUUUCAUUUUUUCUUUUUCAUUCUUCGUUCUUCUUUUCGUUUGAUUUUCUUCUUUCUUCUUUCUUUUCUUCUUUUUUCUUUUCUUCUUUUCGCAUUACUCUUUUUCGUUCUUCUUUUGAUUUGAUUUUCUUUAUCUUUUUUCUUUUCUUCGUUUUUCUUUUCUUCAUUUUUCUUCUUCUUUUUUUCUUGAUAUUCUUCUUUCUUCUUCCUUUUCUUCUGUUUCCUUUAUUCUUUUCUCCUUCUCUUCUUUUUCCUUCUUCUUUUUCGUUCUCUUUUGGAUUAAAUUUUAUUCUUUCUUUUUCUUUUCUUCUUUUUUCUUUUCUUUUUUUCUUUUCUUCUAUAAAUUUGUUUAUUUUUCUUCCUUUCCUUCUUUCGUAUCUUUCUUUAUUUUUUGCCUGCCUUCUGUCUAAAUUUUCUUUCUUUUCUUACGUACUUAUUUUCUUUCCUUUCUUACCUCCCUCCCUUCCAUCCUUCCUUCCUUCAUUCCUUCCUUCCUUCCUUCCUUUCCUCCUUCCUUCCUUUCCUUUCCUUCCUUCUUCCUUCCUUUCCUUCCAUCCUUGCUUCCUUCAUUCCUUCCUUCCUUCCUUCUUUCCUUCCUUCCUUCUUUCCUUCCUUCCUUCCUUUCUCCCGUCCUUCCUUCCUUUAUUCUUUUCCUUCCUUUCCUUCCUUCCUUCCUUCCUUCCUUCCUUCCUUCCUUCCUUUCCUUCCUUGCUUGCUUCCUCCUUUACUUCCUCCCUCCCUUUUCUUCCUUCCUUCCUUCCUUCCUUCCUUCCUUCCUUUCCUCCCUUCCUUCCUUUCCUUUCCUUCCUUCUUCCUUCCUUUCCUUCCAUCCUUGCUUCCUUCAUUCCUUCCUUCCUUCUUUCCUACCUUCCUUCUUUCCAUCCUUCCUUCUUUCCUUCCUUCCUUCCUUUCUCACUUCCUUCCUUCCUUUAUUCCUUCCCUUCCUUCCUUCCUUCCUUCCUUUCCUUCCUUGCUUCCUUCUUUCCUUCCUCCUUUCCUUUCCUUCCUUCCUUCCUUCCUACCUCCCUUUCCUUCCUUCCUUCCUUCCUUCUUUUCUUCCUACCUCCCUUCCUUCCUUCCUUCCUUUCUUCCUUCCUUUCUUCCUACCUCCCUUUCCUUCCUUCCUUCCUUCCUUCCUUCCUUCCUUUCCUUUCUUUUCCUUCCUUCUUUUAUUUCCUUUCCUUCCUUUCUUCCUUCCUUUCCUUCCAUCCUUGCUUCCUUCAUUCCUUCCUCCCUUCCUUUUCUUCCUUCCUUCUUUCCUUCCUUCCUUCCUUCCUUACUCUCUUCCUUCCUUACUUCCUUACUUACUUCCUUCCUUCCUUCCUUCCUUUCCUUCCUUUCUUCCUUCCUUUCUUCCUACCUCUCUUUGCUUCCUUCCUUCCUACCUCCCUUUCCUUCCUUUCUUUCUUUCCUUUCUUCCUUCCUUUCUUUCUUUCCUUCCUUUCUUCCUCCCUUCCUUUUUUAUUUUCACCUUUUUUUUUCCUUGUUUUCUUUCUUCUUUUCUUCCAUCUUUUCUUCCUUCUUUUCUUUCUUCUUUUCUUCCAUCUUUUCUUCCUUCUUUUCUUCCUUCUUUUCUUCAGUUUUUUCCUUUCUUUUUUCCUUCUUUUCUUUCUUCUUUUCUUCCAUCUUUUCUUCCUUCUUUUCUCCGAUCUUUAUUCUUUUCUUCCUUCCUUUCUUCCAUCUUUUCCCCUUUUCUUCUUCCAUCUUUAUCUACUUCUCAAUCCCAUCUUGUCUAUACAGCAAUCUAUCCUUUAG
This is a messenger RNA of Acanthosepion pharaonis, 4422 nucleotides long. Lineage: Eukaryota; Metazoa; Mollusca; Cephalopoda; Sepiida; Sepiidae. The record is from the annotation of a GenBank genome assembly.